This is a messenger RNA of Cyprinus carpio (common carp), 5228 nucleotides long. Its product is annotated as MBT domain-containing protein 1-like. Lineage: Eukaryota; Metazoa; Chordata; Actinopteri; Cypriniformes; Cyprinidae. The coding region runs from base 153 to 2102 and encodes 649 amino acids. The transcript has 16 exons. Gene Ontology annotation, biological process: regulation of DNA-templated transcription. Gene Ontology annotation, cellular component: nucleus. The record is from RefSeq and is a predicted model, not a curated record. Gene Ontology annotation, molecular function: zinc ion binding.
GCACGCGCACUUGAGCCAUGACAAUUGUUGAUAAUCAACUGGAGUUAUUUUUUUCCUUUAGAGUAAAAUAAUUUCAAGCCCGGCCCUUCCCCCAGGGGGGCUCUUGGACCAUACCACAACGUACAUAAGGUACCGACUUGCAUGAAGGGCUAAUGGAAAACCCAAGGGAUAUGGCUGAGCACACUCCCCGCUCAGAGCGGAAGAGGAGAGAUUCGUUCGGGAUGUUUGACGGGUAUGACAGCUGCAGUGAAGACAGCAGUAGCAGCUCCAGCUCAGAGGACAGUGAGGAUGAAGUCCCCAGCAUCCCCGCCAGCCUGCCAAUCAUCAAAAACAACGGCCAGGUGUACACCUAUCCUGAUGGAAAAGCAGGCAUGGCAACCUGUGAGAUGUGUGGUAUGGUUGGUGUACGAGAUGCUUUCUACUCUAAAACAAAGAGAUUCUGCAGUGUAUCCUGCUCUAGAAGCUAUUCCUCCAAUUCUAAAAAGGCCAGUAUACUGGCAAGACUUCAGGGUAAACCACCUACGAAAAAGGCAAAAGUCUUACAGAAACAGCCGUUAAUGGCAAAGUUGGCAGCUUAUGCACAGUAUCAAGCAAAUCAACAGAACCAAGCUAAAUCAAAAUCAGUGGUUCCUGUUGAAGGCUUUGACUGGGGCCAGUACAUUUGUAGCAAUAAUCUUGUUGGGGCACCAGUCAGCUGUUUCAAACAUGUGCCCAUGGGUAUGUGCUGGGGUGACAUAGCAGAGGGAGUGAGGGUGGAGGUCCUCAAUUCUGACACAAACCUCUCCACAAAAGUUUACUGGGUAGCAGGGAUUGUCAAACUGGCAGGAUUUAAAGGUCUCCUGCGCUAUGAGGGUUUUGAUAAUGACUCAAGCAAAGACUUCUGGUGUAAUCUGUGUAUCCCCGAGGUUCACCCUGUUGGAUGGUGUGCUUCUAGUGGAAAGCCACUGGUGCCUCCGAAAUCCAUCCACCAUAAGUAUUCUAACUGGAAAGCGUUUCUCGUGAAACGACUCACUGGAGCCAAAACACUUCCACCAGAUUUCGCCACAAAGGUUCAGGAGAACAUGCAGUACCCAUUUAAGAAACUGAUGCGUGUGGAAGUUGUGGAUAAGACCCACCUGUGUCGAACUCGCGUGGCCCUGGUGGAACAGGUGAUUGGUGGACGUUUGCGCCUGGUGUAUGAGGAGAGCCAGGACGGCACUGAUGACUUCUGGUGUCACAUGUACAGCCCACUCAUCCACUCCAUUGGCUGGUCACGUAGCAUUGGACACCGUUUCAAAAGAUCUGAGGUGACAAAGAAAAUGGAGGGUCAGAUGGAUGCUCCCUCACAGUUGUUUCUUAAGAUUAAGGAUGUGGAUCAGAGUGGGGAAUGGUUUAAAGAUGGAAUGAAGUUAGAGGCAAUAGACCCUCUAAAUCUCUCUGCUAUAUGUGUUGCUACUGUAAGAAAGGUGUUGGCAGAUGGGUACCUAAUGAUCGGGAUUGAUGGUUCUGAGGCUGCUGAUGGGUCAGACUGGUUCUGCUACCAUUCAACCUCUCCCUCCAUCUUCCCAGUCGGGUUCUGUGAAAUCAACAACAUCCAACACACACCCCCCACAGGGUACACCAAACUCCCUUUCAAAUGGUUUGACUACCUCAGAGAAAUGAGUUCAAUUGCAGCCCCUGUGAAGCUCUUUAACAAAGAAGUACCGAAUCACGGCUUCCGUAUAGGGAUGAAGCUGGAGGCAGUGGACCUGAUGGAGCCGCGUCUGGUGUGUGUCGCCACAGUAACCAGGAUCGUCCACAGACUCCUGCGCAUUCAUUUUGACGGCUGGGAGGAUGAGUACGAUCAGUGGGUGGACUGUGAGUCUCCAGAUCUCUACCCUGUAGGCUGGUGCCAACUGACUGGCUAUCAGCUGCAGCCGCCUGCCACGCAGACCACAAGAGAAGCACCGCCAAAUGUCUCGAAACAGAAAAAGAAGACUGCACAGUAUAAAGGACAAAAGAAAAAGGCCUCACUGCAGUUGAAAGAAGAGACUCCUGAGAUGGACGAGUUCACCUUCUCGCAGGGAAUUUCAGACCAGGAGAGCAACGGCUCAGGCAGUUACUACAUCAGACAGGAGCCCUGAGCAGCAUCAGCCAUCACAGAGCCUCACCUCACUGCCAACAGCACUGGAAAAAUCCCACUCGGAGCGAUGCACACGAGGCCUGGAAGAAGACACAGUGGCUUCCCCUCACACCAGGUCUCUCUCUCUUUUUUUGUUUUUUUUCCUUCCCCUUUUCAGGUUUGAAACGCUUGAAGAAAGGACUUCUCAGUCUUUGAUCUGAGAGAGAAGGGUGUGUAUACGAGGGGAUUUUGAUUGAAUAGGGAUACUGUUUUUUUUCUUUCUUUUUUUUUUUUUGUGCUGAAUUUUCCUCCAAUGGACUUUUUCUCCUCAGUGUUCAUUGUACUUGAAGUUUUCUUCACUUUUUUUCAGUCUUUAUAUCCCCUUUUGGUGAGAAGAAAAAAAAAAGUUUUGGGGGGUAAGAUUUCAGUACCUUGUGUGUUUCUCGCGCUGUUUCAUUUGUUCUGGAUGGGUGUGCAUUUGGUAAGAGUAGUAAAAAUCUAUAUCGAGACAGUAUAUUCAUAUAUGUAUGACAUUCAUAUUAAACACACACAUAUAUAAAUAUUUAAACGUAUAAAUAUAGUAGUGAAAUGAGGGAUGAUGGUAUUGAAAUCAAACCUUACUGGUAUGAAGAGUAGACUAAGGGAAAACACUCACCAUUUGCACUACAGGGAUAAAAAAAUGUUUUGGCCUGUAAAACGAUAGUAAAAACUUGCAGCUUUAUUGUAUUAUGUGAUUAACAAACAUAAUUAUAGAAGUGGGAUGUGCUCAAGUCAAAGUGAAUAUUGUGAUAUAAAAAAAAAAGUUAUUUGACGCCAAUGUUUAUGGUUUUAAUUUGUUCUAAAGAGCCAUUUUUAUACGGGCGGUCAGAGUAUUUUAUGAGCCGUCGAUUAAACCGUAAGCAAUCACUGCUACCUGAACACUACCUUCCUGUCAUCCUUGAUGUUGACGGCACAGCAGAGGUAGACUUUCUAGUAGUAUCGCGAGUCUCUGAACAAUACAGCGCCAGCUUGUUUGUUUACCAGCCUCUUUGUUCGUGCAUCUGCGAGAGAUCGCAUCACAUCCCAUGCAUUUUUCUGAACUCACAGCAUUCAUUCCAGAAGAAAACCAUUUUUACUACCUCUAAAACAAAGGGUGAUUUUUGAAAUGCGCAGGUUGAGGAUUCACGUGGUUCCUCGGCCUCGCUAAGGUUGCAAUAGGUAGUUUUCAUGCUCCAUUUGAAAGGGUAUAUUCAUUAUAUUUUAUGCAAAUGGCAACUAUCCACACUUGGACACAUGGCUUAUUUCACUUUAAAAGUCUACACAUCAUUUAUAUUUGUAUCAUAGCCUGUUAUCAACAGAGUUCUUGAAAUGGAAAAGAAAGUUAUGCAAUAAUAAUGUCUGUUGUUUUAUGAUGUCUUACUCUGAAAACAGCUCAUAAAUAUAUAGAUUAGAAACAUUCUAUAGACUAAAAACAAAAUAUUCUUACAAUAUAUUGACAAAACUGUGACAAUUUUCUAAGAGCUAGACUUGAGCUUUCCCUCUUAUAGAUUGUUCUGAGUGUAAAUAACCUUUAUAACAUCCUAUAGAAUCAACCAAUAUAACAUUUGCAUAGUGGUUUAUCUUAGUAUAACUAUAAGCUCUAUUCAAUACCAGUAAGGUUGUUGGUGAACUCUCAGGAAACGUAUCUCAUCGACUUCUGCUUUAUUUGAAAGUUUGCGGCUAUGGCUUCUAAGAUCAUCCGAUUCUUCUCUGUUUCCAAUAUUUUCAAUAUCCUGACAAAUGUGACCAUGUCGUUGUUUUCCUCUGGUUCAUCUUUGCUUGCAUUCAUCAAAUGCUGAGUACAUUUUGUAAAUGGUCACCCACAUGUUGUAGUUAGGUCCAUGUUAAAUUAUGGUUUGUUGUAUAAAGAUCCAAUGUAUUUUUUUUUUUUAACAGGUGUUGUUUUUUUUUUCUUUUUUCUCUCUCUCUAUUGUUGGGUUUUAGCAGAUGUUUGUAUUAAAUUGGUUUAUUUUUGUAGUCAUUUUUGGGUUUCUUCAGUAGCUGUUGUGUUGUAAGCAUGUGCAGUUUUCCAAAUGUAAGGCACUGUCGUGUAUUUAAUUUGUAAACGUCAAACUGGGACUUCAUGGCUACAUUUUACAUCAGCAACCACAUCAAUAUUGUCAAUUUCAUACUUAUUCCUUCAUUGCUUAUUCUUUAUGCAAACUUUGCAUUAUUUUCCGUGCCAUUGAUUUUCCUCAUAAACCCCAUCCAUAGCAUCAGGAUUUAGGUACACACUGGUUACGAUCCAUGCUUGUCAGCUAAUUUUUUUUUUGUAUCAUUAUUAUAAUAACAAGACCAAAAUCUCAAUCAUUUGCGAUUCAAAUAUGACUGUUGAGGCAAAUUUAGCUGCUACCCUCAAAUGAAUUUAAGCCCUAACGCACAACUUCACCUUUUUGAGUAAACUCUAUCGUCAGCAGAAUUGAUGCCUUAUCCUCGGUUAUGUUUUUUCUCUACACAAGUAAAGCUAUUUGAGUCAAACAUAGAGAAGCAGAAUACAAAAUAUAAAGAAAAAGAUGUUGUCCAGUAGAGUGAUUAUCAGUGCAUGCAGCAAUGUGAGAAUCUUAUGAGGGCCAGUGUUGUUCUGGUCUCAAUACUAACACGGGUUUUUGUGACGUUCCCUCUGUCCUCAGUAAUCACAUCAUGGUGCUAUAUAUAUAUAUAUAUAUAUAUUUGAUAAAUCAUUCGUUAGGUCUAUUAAAAGAAUUAAGUCUGUAAUUAUAAGUUGGAGAGCUGGUGAUUAUAACUUCAGAUCUGUAUUUUGGAUACAAGUAGCCGAAAUCAUUUGUUUAUAACGAUGAAAAAAAUAAAAAAAUAAAGAACUAACAUUGACCCUCAUAGUACAUAGAGGUGAGGGUGGUGGGUUUGUAACUUUUUUUUGAUAGAGUCUGUAUCUGGUCUUUGCUUUAUUUCUGAUGAUGAUGAUGAUGUGUGUUGUGAUAUGGGGUUUGAUAGCUUAUAUGUAUAUAGUUCAGCUGUGGGGGGAAGCUUUUGUUGGUUGAAUUUUAUGUUAAUUUGUUUACAAGCAUUUCAAACUGUUUCCGCAUGGCUGUGAAAAUGUAUCUGUUGAAUUAAAAAAAAAAAGAAAAAAAAGAAAUUUUUACACUGAAUUAAAAAGGAUACUAAACAUUUA